Molecule: messenger RNA, 1886 nt
Organism: Xiphophorus maculatus (southern platyfish)
Lineage: Eukaryota; Metazoa; Chordata; Actinopteri; Cyprinodontiformes; Poeciliidae
Gene: sbk1
Product: SH3 domain binding kinase 1
Exons: 4
Coding region: 207-1346 (379 amino acids)
Biological process (GO): peptidyl-threonine phosphorylation; peptidyl-serine phosphorylation
Molecular function (GO): ATP binding; protein serine/threonine kinase activity
Source: RefSeq, a predicted model, not a curated record
CCCCGCCUCUCGAGCCCCGCUGGACGAACGGACGGACGGACCGGGGCGGACCGACGGCCGCAGACGACCCGGACUCAACCUGAAGCGUGCCGCACAGCGUCAAGGCGAGCCUGUCUCUCUCCCCCUCCGGGCCGGGGCGAGCGGGCAGCGGCGGGGGGUCGCCCACGUCCAAACCGAGCUACUGCGGAGCGGUUCCGGUGGAGGACAUGCAGGCGCUGGCUAUCACCUCGCUGUCCGCCGCGGACGUAGCCAAGCAGUACGAACACAUCCGGGAGCUGGGGAAGGGAACGUACGGCAAGGUGGACCUGGUGGCUCACCGCACGCAGGGCACCAAAAUGGCGCUCAAGUUUGUGACGAAGAACAAGACGAAGCUGAAGAGUUUCCUGCGGGAGUUCAGCCUGACGGGUUCUCUGAGCUGCAGCCCGUUCAUCAUCAAAGUCCUCGACGUUCUGUUCGAGACGGAGGACAGCUACGUGUUCGGGCAGGAGUACGCCCCCGCCGGCGACCUUUUCGACAUCAUACCGCCGCAGGUCGGCCUGCCGGAGGAGAUGGUGAAGCGCUGCAUGCAGCAGCUCGGUUUGGCUCUGGACUUCAUGCACAGUAAAAACCUGGUGCAUCGGGACGUCAAACCCGAAAACGUGCUUCUGUUCGACCGCGAGUGCCGCCGCAUCAAGCUGGCUGACUUCGGCAUGACACGGCGCGUCGGCUGCCGGGUGAAGCGGGUGAGCGGCACCAUCCCCUACACGGCACCGGAGGUCUGCCGUGCCAACCGCGCCGAGGGCUUCCUGGUCACCACUAGCAUGGACGUGUGGGCGUUCGGCGUGCUGGUCUUCUGCAUGCUGACGGGGAACUUCCCCUGGGAGGCCGCCAUGCCGGCCGACGCCUUCUACGAGGAGUUCCGGCGCUGGCAGAAAGCGGGCUGCCCCGCCGGGACCUACCCGUCCCAGUGGCGCCGCUUCACUGACGACGCCCUGCGCAUGUUCCAGAGGCUGCUGGCCGCCGAGCCGGAGAAGCGCUGCGGCGUCAAGGACAUCUUCUGCUUCAUCAAGUACGAGCUGGUGAGCGAGCUGCGGCGCCGGGCGUCCUACCGAGCCAAACGGGGAGAGAGGUCCAGCUCCGGAGUGUGCACCGGCAGCUGCACCGCGUCUUCUUCGCGUUCCUCCGUCAGACACCCGGAGCCGUCCACGCCGCCGGGAACGUCCUGCCUCCGCCCGGCGCCGCUCAAACGCAGCGUCCUGUCUGACCCGCUGUCUCCCAGAGAGGAGGCCGGGCAGCACCAGGCCCCGGGCCGAGACAAGAACAAGAGCCAGAUGGUCAUGGCGACCGCCAUCGAAAUCUGCGUUUGAGCGCACUGACGACUCGUAGUUCCGACUGCGUAAAGCAGCCAUUUUAGAUAAAAACAAGUAAAUAAAUAAAAGACUAAAAUUCUGGCAAGAACUCAGAAAUUUUGAGAAUAAUUUCAUAAAUAUUGUAGAAAAAAUUGACCUUUUGUGAGCUCCUAAAGUUGAAAAUGUGCAACAACAAACAAAAAAUUUUUCCCAAAAGCUGCAAAUUGUCAACUUUUCAUUCUCAGACAUUUUUAUCUUUCUCCUAGAAAAUUUCAAGUUUUUUUUCUAGCAAAAUUUUUCACUUUUGGACCUCAAAACUUCCAUUUUUUCAGAAUGUUUGGCAUUGAUAUCAUAAAUUUUGUAGAUAAAUCUUGAAAAUUUGUGAGUUUCAAAAAUUUAAAAUAUGAUAGAAAAAAACUGUGAAAUCUUGAAAUGAACCUCAGAAACUUUCAAGAAAAAAUUGCAGCUGAUCUGAGUUUUGAACUUAUAAAACUUACAUUUUUUGACUUGUGAAACUUGGAAAUUUCCAAGUUUUUUGAUUAAAAUAUCUCAGAUUAA